This is a messenger RNA of Salvia miltiorrhiza (redroot sage), 1187 nucleotides long. Its product is annotated as L10-interacting MYB domain-containing protein-like. Bases 148 to 1014 code for a protein of 288 amino acids. The record is from RefSeq and is a predicted model, not a curated record. NCBI's taxonomy places the organism in Eukaryota, Viridiplantae, Streptophyta, Magnoliopsida, Lamiales, Lamiaceae. The transcript has 3 exons.
ACGUUAAAGUAAAGGGGACAAUUAGGAUUUCUCAUAAAAAAUAAAGGGCUAACAGAGAAAAAACACAGAAUAAAUUCAGCAAAAACCCCAAUCACGAACAACAGUCGAAUUCUCCAAUUUCUUCAUGAAAUUCUCAAAUUCACGAAGAUGUCGGGCUGCACAACUCGUUCGAAGAAAGCUCAAGUGGCGCAGCAGCCUGAGAAUCAAUCGCGUGCUAAGUGGACAGCAUCUUUGACAAAGGCGUUGGUAGACUUGAUGGUAGAUGAGAUUCACAAGGGAAAUAAAUCAAGCAAAUCCUUUAGUAAGAAAGGGUGGAAAUUCAUUUGUGAUAACUUCCGCAUUCAAACAGGUUAUUGGUGGGAUAAUGAACAACUAAAGAGCCGUUAUAUUGCCUUAAGAAAGCAAUAUACCAGUGUAACUUUGCUACUCGAUCAAUCUGAUUUUAGUUGGGAUGAGGCAACUGGUGCAAUCAUGGCUUCGAAUGAAGCAUGGGACAGAUACAUCAAGGCACAUCCUGAUGCUGAGAUGUUGAGGACUAUCGGCUGCCCAAUAUACAAUCAUCUGAGAACAAUAUUUGCAGAGCCAGUUACAAAUGGUACGCAGCAAAACGGAUCAACCAUGGACGAACAAGGAAUCUCUGCUUCAUGCGUGUCUCCACAACAUCUGGCUGUAAAAGAGGAGCAACUCUCGCCGUCAGAGUCAGAGAAGUAUGUGGAUCUGGCAAGUCGCAAGAGGGGCCGAAAAGGAUUCGAAGCUGCUAUUGCCAGAGGUAUAAUGGAGAUGGCUGCCGCGGCAAAGCUUAGGGCGGAAGCCAUAAAAACAUUUCACGGUAAGUUUUCGAUUUCCGACUGCGUUAAGGCACUCGAUGAAUUGCAAGGUAUUAGUGACCAAGUUUAUCUAGCUGCUUUAGAUCUGUUCAGCAACCGUAAUGCAAGGGAGACAUUUUUAACUCUCAAAAUUGACAAACGUUUGAUUUGGUUGCAAAGGAAGUGUUUGGUAUGUUCUCUUCCAUAGAACUUGGCUGGUAGGUUUGUUUAGGUGAUUUUAACUUUGUAUAUUGUAUGUGGAGAUCAAUCGAUUCUCCUAUUCUUUUAGGAUGGCUAAUUGUUACUCAAAUGCUCAAUCGAUUUUUUGGAAUCACUAAUUGUUUAUGUAAUGAAAUCUGUUUGCUUCUGUUUUAGACACAA